This is a messenger RNA of Temnothorax curvispinosus, 8697 nucleotides long. RefSeq lists its product as uncharacterized. The transcript is spliced from 2 exons. The record is from RefSeq and is a predicted model, not a curated record. Bases 331 to 3855 code for a protein of 1174 amino acids. Lineage: Eukaryota; Metazoa; Arthropoda; Insecta; Hymenoptera; Formicidae.
CAUGAUAUAUCUAUCUUCUUCUUUUUUCCGUUUCGCUCCUUAAUUAUCGCCACCUCGCCACCUCGUCGGUACAGCGCGCGAUCUGCCAUUAUUCCACCCUCCUCCUCCUCACAGCUUUCCAGUGCGCGGUGAACAAAGUGGUGUUAUCGUCGCGUUAUCGCCGGCACGCACGUCCAGCCGCCACCUCGCCGGUGCUUAACAAAUGGAUAAUAAUAAGGGGCCGUCGACGAGCCGCGAUUUUCUGGGAUGGUUUUACAUCCACGCAUCGCGCUGCUGAUCACGACGGGCAACAUCUGAGGAAGAGCAGCGGGGUGCGUGAGAUCCAUCAAGAUGUCGUCGAGCGUGACAUCGUUGCACGAGGCCACGGCGGCGACGGCGGAGGCAACGGAGCUGGACAGCGACGGUUCGAGCUGCGGCGAACGCGACGUCUGGAAGCGCGUUCGCGGCGAUCCCGCCGACGCCGGGCCCAAGAAGCGUCGGAAGCAGACCACGCCGGUAAGAGUCUCGUCCGGCCUCGCGGGCGUGCACGAGGAUGCGCGCGAGGACGAACGCAGGGACGAGGACGUCGAAGGUAAGCCGUCGUCGCGAUCGCCGUUGCUGAGCAACGAUCACCACCACCAACAACACCACCACCACCAUCACCACCACCACCACCAUCACCACUCGCCGUCGUCGAAAGACGAGAAUCUGAACAACGAGUUUCGCUGCCAGCACUGCGGCCGGCUCUUCGACAGCGACGAGACGCUCAAUGUCCACGUGGACGGCGAGCACGGUGGCGGCGCGAGUCAGGUGACGCCGGCUGUCGCCAUCAAGGUAGAGCCGGCGCAGCAGCUGGACCCGACUAACGAGGGUCCCGUUAGUCUCUUAAGCGUUAAGAACUUCGCGACCACGUGGCUGGCGCCCGGCAGCCAGCAGCACGUGCAGUCGCAGACGCAGAUGCAGUCGCAGAGCGACGAAUCGUGGUCGGGCGGCCCGGUAAAUCAGAUCGUCACGAUGACCAAUCACUUACAGGCGCUCUCGAGUUUCCCGGGUGCCCUCGCGCAGUAUCUACCCCUGCCAAGUUUUCCCUUGACCGAUCCUCAGCUCCCCAGAUCCUCCCUCGGUCCUGUGCCGGUCAAGAUUUUCAAUCCGGACGCGUAUUGCGACAUGUGCAACAAGGAGUUUUGCAACAAGUACUUCCUGAAGACGCACAAGGCCAACAAGCAUGGGAUCUACGUCGACUCGCCGACGCCAACCGUGGCUCUAGAUUCCGCCAAUGUCGUCGUUGCCAGCGGCGUGUUCGGCGCCGCGAACUUCCCCGCGGGUAAUGCGAGUGUGAAACUGGAGCCGCCGGCGACUCCGCCGCAGAAGCGUUUCCGCAACGAGGAUCCCGCGAGAAAGCACAAGCUGAAAACGCACAAUGAGUCGCCGACAGAUCAGCAGACGGACAACCAGCAGAUCUCUGUGUCGCAGAACGAGGAGGACCAAGUGACGCCGCGCGACAGUCCCGGCGGCAUGGAAGCGCUUAUGAAGCAGGAAUAUGGCGUUGAACAGGAAGAUGCGACCUUCAUGCCGGCCCCGAGACACCUCUCGCCCCAGUCCAUCCAGCAAGCACGCGAUUCCGGUUUCAGCGUCGAUCUUCUGCGUCAUCUGGGCGUCAUAAAUCCGGAAGCGUUCUGCGAGAUCUGCUGCAAGGAGUACUGCAACAAGUAUUUUCUGCGCACGCAUAAAAUGAAACGGCACGGCAUCGUCGUGCAGGACAACGAGAAAUCGCCCGGCAAUCCCGGCACGGCCGUCGCCACUUGGCACCAGGUGCAGACCAGUCCGCUGAACUUGAUCGUGUCGGAAGCUGCCGCGACGGGUGCGGAGUCCAACGACCGCAGCGUCGAGGAGCACGAGUGCAAACCUUGCGACAUUCGUUUCCAGACGAUCGGUCUGUAUCAGGCGCACUGCAGGAAGAUGCACGAGACCGAGGAACGCGGUUCGCCGAAGCAGGAAUACGAUCUGGACGGCUCCGAUCAGCGUACCGAAUCGAUCUCGGAGGAUCUUCAGAAGCUGCAGACUAUGAUCAUGCAGCUGAACGGUCUGGAUUCCGGUAAGGGAUUAUCCUGCGCCGUGUGCGGCAGGGAAUGUGACUCGAGGUCGGCUCUGCGCGUUCACAUGGCGACCGAACACGGUGUCACCGGUGACGAAGCCUCGUCGCCGCCGCAGAAGUCGCCCACGGUAAUUUCAACUAUUUUCUGCACUCUCUGCGAGAAGGAUUAUCCUAGCCAAGACGCACUGAGGAGACACAUUAGCGAGGAACAUCAACCUAUUGUGUCCAGCGCUAUCACUCUGCCGACACUGCCGCCAACGGUAAUCGCCUCUUCCGCCAGUUCGACGCCGACCAGUCAGACUCCGAGCGGCCAAACGACGAUAAUGACGACGACGACGACGACGACGACGACGACGAUGACGACGACGGAGAGGAAGGUGACGUCGCUCACCCCCACGUCGAGUUACUGUGAGAUCUGCAACAAGGAGCUGUGUAACAAAUAUUUCAUGAAGACGCACAUGCAACGGAUGCACGGCAUCGAGAUCGAGAAUGGCGCGCAGAUCGGCGGCGUCAUCUGCAACAUCUGCAACAAGGAGCUGUGCAGCAAGUACUUCCUGCGGGUUCACAAGCACAAUACUCACGGGAUCGUCGACGAGAACACGUCGUCGGGAUCGACGUCGAACAAGCAGGAGACCUUUGACGCUCCCAGCGCCGAAGAUCCGACACUGAAACCGGAGCAACUGAGCGAUCUCAGUCACAGAUACUUCACCCACUUCACCGAGGUAUGUCCGAUCUGCAGUCGAAGGUUCCGCAGCAUCAAGUGGCUGAAGGCUCACUUGAUGAGCGACCACGGAAAAGCAGGGGUCGACAAAUGGCACGAAUUGGAGCAGCAGUAUCAAGCGACGUCCAGAACCAGCGGUAGAAGCGUCGCUUCAGCGAAGAACACGCAGCCAACGUCGAAUCUGAAGAUUCCCAAUGGUUUCGAGGUCGCCCAACAGGCCAAGCCUGUCGAUUACACGAGUCUGGGAAAUCAGAUGCUGUCGAAUCUCCUCGGCUCCUCGUCCGAGGAACCUCAACUGAAGAACUAUCGCUGCGGCUACUGUAACUUUACGACCCCCGUGCUACCCUUUCUCUUUCUUCACGAGCGGUCCCACGUGAGCUCUCAGGAAAAUCUCGAGGGGGAUCGUGCGCUGCAAUGCCCGAUCUGCUCGCACGACUUCCAUCAGCCGGAGCUGCUUCAUCAGCAUCUGCUCGCCAAGCAUCAGUUCCCCUCUCUGUUGUCGCAAUUCCAGCAUCCUCUAGUGAAUAAUUUCAGAUCGGACAUCGACGUCAAAACAAGCGACGUCAAGGACAGAGCUGAUCAGGAUUCGAAAAACGACCGCGUGGGAUGCAGUCCGCAAACCGAUCGGAGCGUGUCCGAGCCCGCGAGAAAUGCGUCUUGCCCGCGGCAGGACGAAACCGCGGUGCAGGUGACGCCUCAGGGUGUGUACAAGUGCGCCCAGUGCGGCUACGCGACGACGAAUCUGAAUCGCAUUAAGAAACACGUGCGGAAGGAUCACAAGGCGAUAGGCGAUCCGACGGAGAGCGUGAUCGCCGAGCUCAGCAAGACCCUGAAGGACGUGGCGAACAAGCAGAAGAUGCCGGCCUGUUACGCGAUGCCGCAGGACACGAACCCCGACAAGACCAUCAUGCAGCCGUUCCUGAUCGAGGAGCAGGAUCUGAUGCAGGUGGGCGCCGAGUCGAGCUCGGCGAAGAGAUUCGCGCCGGCUCUAGUCUACUUGCCGGUCAAGUCCAGAAUCGGCAACGCUCUGACCGCCUCCUUCACUCUCACCCCCGCCUGAAUUUAGAUCGCGAUCGCCUUACAUCGCACGUCUUAAAAGAGUACGGGCGGCAGCAUCUGCAUCUGCGACCUGAGCACGUGGUAUCGGUUCCUAUUUAUCGUGUAAGACGGCAAGUUUUAUUUUACACUAUAAUAACUUUGACGUUCCAUUAAUUUUUACAUAUCUUUAGCGACUAUUGCAGGCUUUCCUAUAUUAUCCGAUUAGUGAAUCCCUCUGAUUCCAUGCUGCGAAUUUAUGGAGAACGAACCUAAAAAUAGACGAUACCCAGACGAGAUUAUUCUUCUCCUUCGAAGCUAAUUUUGCAUCGUGCAAAAAAUAAUUCUGAAGCCAUUCAACGUCUGAGAAGAUGGUCACUAUAAAUAGGAAAAAGUUUUUGAAUUAUCUUCUUAGACAUUAAUCAGUUCAAAAUCCAUCUUUCACUGUGCAAUGUUAUCUUUGUAAGAAGAUAAUCCCGUCUGACGGUAUUUCGUUCCAAAACGCGCCGUUGCGACGCGAGAUUGCUCGUUUUUUUUUUUCGCAACACGUCAACUCGAAAUACAGGGAGAUCGUCCUGAAGCAACAAGGAGUAGGACACAUUUACACGUAUUUUAUUUCGAAAUGGUUCUCGAGGGCGACGAAUUUAGCAGACCGAAACGAUCUCUUUUCGGAAAGGAAAAACCUUCCAGAAAAAUAACGAGACGAGAUUGUUAUUAUUGUUCUAAGUAUAGGGAACAUACUCGUUAUAUAAUUCUUGUAAAUAUUUAAGUGUAACUAAUUAAAACACGAACGGGUGAUUGACAAAGUUCCUAUUUUAAACGCGACAGGCUCCUCGACAUCGGGAGGCCUACAUUCUCUUCGCUCCGCAUUUCAUUUCGUCCGUUUUCUCUUGCUUUAGCAUAUCGGUUUUGCUUCUGCUCAAGUGAACUAAAAAAAGAAAAAAGAAAUUCGCGCGGAAGAUCGAGCGCGAUCGAUCGAUUGGCAUUAAAACCAUUCAUCGUCUUUUAUCAACUUUCCUUUUCGCGACUGUUCUAGUCAAUAUUUUAUAUAUAAAUAUAUAUAUUUAAUUACGUGAGUAAGAAGAGAGUUUUCUCAGAGAUAGGGAAGAUUUAGAGAGGUAUUUAUCAUACACACGUAGAAUACGCUAGACUCCGAGAAAGCAUCGGACGGCGCUAAUUAGGCGCGACCGCUAAUUACGGGUCGCGACGCGUACAGCCGCGUGGGCGAGAGCGCGAUACAAUGGUAACGGAGGUAUUGGGGUAUCAAAUGUGCAGAGAGAAUCGCCAACCAACUCAGGGGUGGACACAGUAUAACCCGCAACAAAGAGUACAAUCGUAUACACAGCCAACGCAUUACAUAGACUUUAAAUAACUUUUAACUUAUAAUGACGAGAUGUAGCGCGCGUCUCUCGUAAAUGUUCCGCGGAAUAUAUCAAUAUAACGAUCGGCCCCCCGUCCGACCCCGCCUUGGGCGAGGGGGUCGUGAAACGACCAAGCUCGAUCCACUCGAAUAUUCGACGAACGGCCCCCGAUUUAUAUAUGUAUGAGCUACAUACGAGAGCUAUGUAGCGCACUCGGAUUAUUUUAACUAAAAGUUGCCUAGUCUAGUCGGUAAACGCCACGGACGGUCGAGUCCGAGAUUAAAAGUUCCUCCUUGAAAGCUGUUUCGAACCUCGUGCCUUUGCAGCUUGAGAAACCGCGUUACCCGCCAACUUCCUCGUUGUCACGCAGGUCUCGAUAAGAUAUAUCCGAAUGUGACGGGCCAAUCUGUUACGAUUAUAAUAAAUGUGGUUUCUGUCAGGUGUACUCUCUCUCUCUCUCUCUCUCUCUCUUUCUCUCUCUCGAUCGUGUCGUAACCGAUCUCCUCCCCUCGUAACAACGCGAUUGCGAGACUUUUCCUUGAAAAUAAGUUGCGGAUAACUGCGGAAUUGUUUCACGGAAAUGUCCCAUAAAUACUUAUCUCGAAAUCCAUUAGGAAUACAAGCGGUUUAUGACGCGCAAUAUACAUUUUAAUGAUUUCCGCAAAAACGAUUUUAGAUUAUCGUCUGUUUCUAAAAAUAGCCGAAGAGAAUAGAAACGAUUGGAAUAUUCAAAUGUUCACGUAGAGACUAUUAUUGUUUCUGCGAUCGUGUGUGUGGAAAAUCCGUAAAGAUCCUCAUUAGGUUGGUGUCGCGAAAAAGUUUCGGCGAUUUCUUCGUCAGCGCUCGAAUACAAUUGAAAUGCUCGAAAGGGCAGCUGUUGCCCGCAAUGACCACGUUCUCGAUUGCUGGGCGUGCAGCCGUUCUGACCUGCCUAGCUUCCCAAACACGUUUUCUCGCAGCACACCGGUGUGCCUAUCCCUCCACGAUGAACAAACAUGCACGAUGCAUUUCCGCCUACACGACGUCGCCCUUGCUCUAUCGUAAAAUAAUAACUCUGCUUAUUCAGCGCAAUCAUACUCUCUUUACUUACCGAGCAAUAUUUGGAGUGCAAAUAUUAUUUCACCAAAAAAUUAUUUUAAAAAUUUUAGCAGAUUUUAUCUUCUAAUUAGAUAAUUAAAAAAUCUCUUAAAACAAAAAUAACAUUAAUAUCAUAGAGCAAAACGUAAUGAUGGAAAGGACAAAGCUUGUGAACAAGCUCAGGUUUAGAUUAAUUUACAUAUAUCUUCGAAAACAACUGUAUUUAGAUGUUUUUAAAAAUUGUACAGAUACGAAGCUUUAAUUUAAGUUUAAUCAAUAAAUAAUCGUGAUAAUUUGCAAUUGCGUGCCGAAAUUUUCAAAAUUUAGUUUAAAGAGCAAUAUGGCGAGAAAAUAAAUUACGCUCCAUAAAAGUGCUGUCGAGAGUGACGCGCUAGAGACGAUAAAUAACGCGAUCGGCUAGACAUAUAUCGGUUCCCGGUGAAAUGCAACAUUCGGUGCCCGUCGCGUUCCGGUAAUGCGAAUUCGCCGGACGGAUGUCAGAUACGGCAAUGAUUUAUUCCGGGACAAUUUCCAUGGCACGAGCCAUGGUUUUUGUCUCAGGGGCCAUAAAAGUUUUUCCCCGCGCGCUCGCGCAGCUGAAAUUCGAGAACCGCGUCAUUUAACGGGGCAUGGCACACACCGAUGCCGGCCGUUGCCGAAAAUUCAUCUGAAUUAGUAUGCGCGCACGCGUGCAUUAAUAUGACUUAGGGGAGGAGAGAGGAGAGAUCGGCCAUUACGCAGAUCCAUCGAGGGAGUAGAAAUGAGAGAGAGAGAGAGAAAAAGAAAGAUGGAAAAGGAAGAAAUGGAAACGGUCGCUGGACAGAGGGAGAAGGAGCGAUUUUCGAUGGGGAAAAACGAAUUUUUAGCUGGCAUUGUCGUGCCGGCGAGAUGGGCCCGGACAAACGGGCCUCCACCAUCUGGCCUCCCCCUCUGGCGAGAAGGUCAGAGAGAGGAGGAAGGAGGUCGCGACCUUGGCGGGGAUUUUUCCGAAAAAGUUCGAGAACGAAACUACCCGGGAUGGAAAGAGGGGGAGGGGGACACGGUAUCCCAUCCCCCCUACUCCCGCUUUACCCUCGACUUCGCCUAUUUUUCCUGCCCCACGUGCGCGACGCGCGCGGUGACACGCGAAACGCGCACGUCCAUGCAAAACGGCUCUACCUCGACCCCGCUCUUAAUUGUGUCCCAUGCAGAUACGCGUAUUGUGCACUUAAUGGCCCGUGCGCGACGCGUUACCAUCGCGCCGGGGAUGUCGAUUUAAUUAUUAUCGCGAGGAGAGAAGAGGGCACGCGCGCCGAGGGGUGGAUGACAAAAAUCCGGGCGACGUCGGGGAAGCCGUGGUUUUUUCGCGCUCGUCGCUGCAACAAUUUCCGGAUAACAGCAAGCGAUCGUAUACGAAUUAAAUUCUUUGGUGUUUCGGUGCAAGAGGCACAACGGUUACCAGAUGAAAAAUAUGAGAAAAGAUAUUUAUAACAGAUCGAGAUAUUAUUGAAUGUCAAAGCAAUCUACGGCGACGAUGACGAUUAUUAGACAAAUAUUAUACUUUCAUCAAUACUGUUUACAAUAAAUUUGAUAUUUUUAAUUUAAAAAAAAAUUACCACGCGCCAUUAAAUUCUCUCGAAUGAAAAUGUGUCUGCCCCUUCUCCCUCUUUAUCGAGCACCAAAGAUUUAUUCAAAACUAUUAUUCUUUGUUACGGGAAAGUGAAAAAUAGCAUCAUUUGCAUCGAUAUUGGUGUCCAAUUAAAUAUUUUGUUUUCUACCUACAGUAUAUUUAUAUAUAAUUUGGCGGAGUUACAGACGAUCGCUAAUUGUAAUCAGUUAAUCACGAAUGUCGACGUAUGUCGAAGCCGCGGAGCAAGAAGAGAUUAUAACGAAGUUCCGAGAGAAUCUCAACGGCUCGCAUGCCCAAAAUCAGCAUUGCCUUCGUAACGUAAUUGAGCGCAAAAUCAAAAUUUACCCAUAAACCAAACAAAAAUAUGCAAAGUAUAUAUUAUAUAUAUAUUGUUCAUUGAUAUAUAUAUUAUUAAUUAUAUUAAGAAGGUCGUAAGCUAAGUGCAUUUCAUAUGUGAACGAUGCGAACGUGAAUUACGUAUACCUAUGUGUACACCGUGUAAUCCGUGUAUAAUAACAACGGGAGCGUACGGAAAGUACCGCAUUCGACAAGUGCAUACGGUAUAGAGUGUAUAUUUCGUGAAAUUAGGGGAAUUAAUUAGCAUGUCUAGUCAUUUUGGAAGCGAUUUACAAAUUCCUAUACCUGAUCUAGUCACACGAUGUAAUCAAAGCGACGUAUUUCGAUUACCAGCGCAAUCGAUUUUGUCGUUAGACCAAUCGCAUAUAUUUUUUUUUUAUGUAAGACUGCGUGAAACGACGAGAGACACAUUAUUUUUGUUAUUUUAUAUUUUUUUACGUACACGCCUGAGUUCCUGCAAUUA